AUGGGCAAACAGGCACAAUCUCCGGCCUACGUCCUAGGCGUUGGUAUGACCAAGUUUAUCAAACCGCGCGGAAAGGUCGACUACCAUGAGCUGGGUUUUGAGGCCGGUGUCAAGGCUAUGUUGGAUGCCCAUAUCACCUACGACGACGUAGACCAGGGCGUCGCAUGCUACUGCUACGGAGACAGCACCUGCGGCCAGCGUGUUUUCUACCAAUUCGGCCUUACGAAGAUUCCCAUCUAUAACGUCAAUAACAACUGCUCUACUGGCUCAACCGGCUUGGCUAUGGCUCGCACCAUGGUCUCUCAUGGCGCAGCCGACUGCGUCCUUGUAGUUGGCUUCGAAAAGAUGAGUCCGGGAAGCCUCUCUUCCAAAUUUAACGAUAGAGAGAACCCUACUGGCAAAUUCGGAGAAAUGAUGUUUGCUACCCGAGGACUCACUAAUGCUCCGGGAGCUGCCCAGAUGUUUGGAAACGCUGGUGUUGAGUAUAUCGAGAAAUAUGGCGCAAAGGCAGAAGAUUUUGCUGAAAUUGGACGAAUCAAUCACGAGCACUCAAAACGAAACCCAUACUCCCAAUUCCAAACUGAAUACACCCACGAGCAAAUAUCGAAAUCCCCCAUGAUUCACUUCCCCCUGACCAAGCUCCAGUGCUGCCCAACGUCAGAUGGCGGUGCUGCAGCUGUCAUCGUCUCACAGACCUUCCUUGACGCUCGACCACACCUCAAAGACCAGGCUAUCCUCAUUGCCGGUCAAUGUCUCGCCACAGACACCCCCUCAGUCUACAACGAAAGCUCCAUCAGUCUCAUGGGCUUCGAGAUGACUCGAUAUGCAUGCCAAACGGCCGCCGCCGAAGCCGGAGUAAAUGUCAAGGACGUCAAAGUCUGCGAACUACACGAUUGUUUCUCAUCAAACGAGAUGAUCACUAUCGACGCACUAGAGCUCUGCGAACCGGGCAAGGCCCACGAGAUGGUUCGAAAGGGCGAUAUCACAUAUGGCGGGAAGAUGGUCAUCAAUCCCUCUGGCGGUUUGAUCUCCAAGGGCCACCCACUGGGUGCAACUGGUAUUGCCCAAUGUGCAGAAUUAGUCUGGCAUCUUCGUGGCUGGGCCAACAACCGCCUUGUCAAAGGCACCGACGUUGCUCUACAGCAUAAUCUCGGUCUUGGUGGAGCUGUCGUCGUCACAGUAUAUAAACGUGCAGACGGCAAGACAUCCCAGCCAGUGACUAAUGAAGAAGUUGGAAAGAUUAAUCAGCUUGGAUAUAACCCUGCUGUUGAAGCCAAGGGGUUCACGGCCGAACAAGCCAGUAGUGUGCUCAGCAAGGAAAACCGCAGUGAGUGGGCUAUGGGUGAUACCCAAGAGAAGGUGCUUGCCCGCUUCUAG
This is a messenger RNA of Microsporum canis CBS 113480, 1377 nucleotides long. Its product is annotated as non-specific lipid-transfer protein. The transcript is spliced from 2 exons. Lineage: Eukaryota; Fungi; Ascomycota; Eurotiomycetes; Onygenales; Arthrodermataceae. The record is from RefSeq and is a predicted model, not a curated record. The coding region runs from base 1 to 1377 and encodes 458 amino acids. Gene Ontology annotation, molecular function: acyltransferase activity, transferring groups other than amino-acyl groups.